AUGACACCCUCCUCAACCCCAUCGACACAUGUGACACCCACCUCCCAAAAGCCAUCAUCAUCUACCCUGACCACAACCCUCCUCAACUACGCCGUCUUCACCUUCCUUUCCAUCAUCCUCCUCUGCCUCAUCAUUCUGACCCCCGCCGAUGCAAUCUAUCAAUGUUAUGUUACCCACCGCCUCACGAAUAUCUUCAUCAUUACCGGCGGAUACGUGGUCACUUUCCUUUUUUUUUUUUUUAUUUUUUCUACUUUGAUCUACACGAAUAGGACUGUGCUUAGUGGGAUUCCGAAGGCCUGGAUUCCGGUUGAGAGGGAGGAUGUUGGAAAAUCUGUGCGAAGACUUGUCGUUGAAGGGCUGAGGAGAAGCGCGCUUGUCGCUUACGGUGCGAGGCCGAGGGAUCUAUCUACACAGGAUACGGCUGCUGGUGCGCGCGGCGUAUCAGGGAAUGAUAGUGGUUAUGGCGCUGGCGCCGUAGUAGAUGGCGCAGAUGAUAGUGAAGAGAUUAGGGGUCUACUGCGAGGGUUUGACUACGACAUCGACCCAGCGCAUCCACCUUGGGGAAUUAUCGAGCAUCCCGGGUGGUCAGCGCCUUCGGCCGCGCCCUCUGCGGUAGGCGGCCAUUUACCACCAGAUUUAUGCUACCGCACUGUAGUCCGCGAACUACCGCACCUCAUCGAAGCAAAAGCUGUCUCGCUUGCCCCGCCAGAUCCAAUCUUCUCGUCACCGACGAGCCACCUACACACAGACGACUGGGCGCGAUCGGAAGAAGAAAUCGAGGGCAACAUCCCUGACACGCGCAUCGUCGAGAUCCUGCGCCGCUCCGCAACAACGUCUCUCCGGGGUUACAUGCAGCAUCUUACAGAGAUGGGCGUCAUCAACCCGCCCGAAUCAGGCACCGAGUUCCUCUCCCUCUACGAGCGCGCACGGUUCUCCGGCCGAGACCUCCACGAGUCCGAGUUCCGCGAGCUAAUGGGAGUUUUUGCGGAUGUGUUGAGAGGCAUGCGCUUCUCUCCAGAGCACUUAGACCCCGAUCACCAAUUUCUGGAUAUGGACAUGAAUCCAGACAGGAGGCGAGGUACAUCACUAUUCGCCUCCGAAACACAGUCCGAAUCCAUUCUCGGGCCUUCGGACGAAGAGGGCGAGACCGAGACAGACACCCUCGGCUCCGCGUCUAUAUCCUUACCCGCCAAUUCCCCGGCGUACGGCUUCGCCCGUCAUCAACGGUUCGCAAACGAGAAUCUGGAUGGGGCGUCUAGGGGCUCACCGCAGCGGGCGAGCCGGACACCCUCGACACACUCGCUCAGGCCAGUCCGGUCGCAUGUCUCCGGCGGCUCAGGGUCGAUCAUGAGUUCGAGCGCCGGGUCGGGAUCGGGAGGGAGUGUGAUACGCCUGGCUGAUGCUCGGGCGGAGAACGCCUCCGGCUUGCCGUACGUUAUACAUAAUAAUAGAUAG
This is a messenger RNA of Aspergillus calidoustus, 1455 nucleotides long. Lineage: Eukaryota; Fungi; Ascomycota; Eurotiomycetes; Eurotiales; Aspergillaceae. The record is from the annotation of a GenBank genome assembly.